CAAACCUGCACUCUCCUCACAUUGGGCAGUGACAGAGAGUAAAACCUAAAGGAGGCAGUUAUUCAGCAUUGUCGCCAACUACUAUAAAACAAAAAAAGAAUAAGAAGAAAAGGACGCCAAUCUGCUGUCAUUUAAAACCAUGUCGUCCCCUACUGACUUGGGCCGGGCGCUCUGUAUCAUCACCGGUGCCUCCAGAGGCUUUGGUCGGACUAUAGCAAGGGAGAUGUCUCGGUUGGUGAAGCCCGGGUCAGCGCUCGUCCUGACGGCCCGCUCCGGUGAUGACCUGCGGGCUUUGCAGACCGAGCUGGCUGAGUCGGAGGCAGGCAAAGCGGGUCUGGUGGUUGAUUGUGUUGUGGCAGAUCUGGGUCAGACUGAGGGACUGGAGAGCAUUGUCAAAGCAUCUAAAGAUGCUUUUUCUGACGAUAUAGAUCACGUUGUACUGGUCAACAAUGGGGCCUCUCUGGGUGACGUGUCCCGCUACGUCAAAAGCUUCACCAACAUGGCCGAGGUGGACUCCUACUUGUCUCUCAAUGUCAGCUCCUCCUUGUGCCUCACCGCCAGCGUCCUGCAGGCUUUUCCACAGCGUGCAGGCCUGCGGCGCACCGUGGUCAACAUCAGCUCUCUUUGUGCCCUGCAACCUUACCGCUCCUGGGUGCUGUACUGCACAGGCAAGGCUGCCCGAGACAUGGUGUUCAGGGUGCUGGCGGAAGAGGAGCCGGACCUUCGUGUGCUAAACUACGCUCCAGGGCCUCUGGACACAGCCAUGCUGACGGAGGCCGUAUCCAGAACAGCAGAUCAAGGCAUCAGGAUGUCUAUUUCAGGCAUGUUCGCUCAGGGCCAGGUGCUCACCUGUGAGGCCUCUUGUGCCAAGCUGAUGAAGCUGCUGCUGGAAGACAACUACACAUCAGGAGCUCACAUCGACAUCUAUGACGUAGACACAGCUUGAGUACGUACAGCUAGAGCUGCAACUAGUGGUUAAUUUAUUAUUAAUCUGUUGAUUAAAGUUGUUGGUUUCUUGAUUAAUCAAAUAGUUGUCCGAACAGAGUGACAAAUGUCAUCAUCAGUGUUUGCCAAAGCCCAAGAUGACAUCCUCAAAUGUUUUGUUUUCUCUAAACAACUCAAGCUCAAACUCAAGGAUAUUCAGUUUCCUUUCACAGAAGAGGUAAGAAACUAGAAUGUAUUCACAAUUGAGAAGCUGGAACCCACAAAAUAGUUGGGGGUUUAUAAUUAUUUAAUAGUUAAUAGUUUAAUUGAGUAAUCUUUGCUGCUCUACAUACAGUCAUUUAGCAUAGCAGUGAAUGUGUGCCUUGAUUUGAAUUAAAACUUUAAUUCAUUUAUACCUUACCUUACCUUAGUCUUAUGACUCAAAUUGUACUGUCAGUCUUAAGGUUGUAGCCUUCUGUUGUUGCAUGACCUAUGAACUGAUGUUCAUUAAAUUUACAUACAAGACAUUCCAGAACAGAAGUUCACUCAUGCUAUGGCCAGUGAAGCUGCAGUCAGUAAAGUCCAUACAAGCAGAGAUUUGAACAAUUAAAAGUCUGAAACUAUCAAAUCAUGCGCAUAGGGGCAAUAAAGUGUGAUGGUACAUGGUGGUGAUUAACAAGAUGGCCC
Molecule: messenger RNA, 1611 nt
Organism: Etheostoma cragini (Arkansas darter)
Lineage: Eukaryota; Metazoa; Chordata; Actinopteri; Perciformes; Percidae
Gene: spra
Product: sepiapterin reductase a
Exons: 3
Coding region: 140-946 (268 amino acids)
Biological process (GO): tetrahydrobiopterin biosynthetic process
Molecular function (GO): sepiapterin reductase (NADP+) activity
Source: RefSeq, a predicted model, not a curated record